Molecule: messenger RNA, 930 nt
Organism: Ochlerotatus camptorhynchus
Lineage: Eukaryota; Metazoa; Arthropoda; Insecta; Diptera; Culicidae
Product: mitochondrial thiamine pyrophosphate carrier-like
Exons: 1
Coding region: 1-930 (309 amino acids)
Biological process (GO): thiamine pyrophosphate transmembrane transport
Cellular component (GO): mitochondrial inner membrane
Molecular function (GO): thiamine transmembrane transporter activity
Source: RefSeq, a predicted model, not a curated record
AUGGACCGACCCAAGGAAGAUCAAACCAAGUACGCUGGUGUUGCCGGUGGUCUAACGGGCUGCACAACGCGGACAAUGUGUCAACCGUUCGAUGUAAUCAAAAUACGCCUGCAGCUUCAGGUGGAACCCAUUCAUUCCCAAUCACAAACAUCCAAGUAUCGUACCAUUGCGCAAACAAUCGGUACCGUUUACCGCGAAGAAGGCAUUCUUGCCUUCUGGAAGGGUCACAAUACGGCACAGGUCCUCUCGCUGGCACAAGGAGUGGCCCAGUUUACAUUCUACGAGCGAUUCAACGGCAUUCUCAGGGAGUUGACCGCCUUCGAAGGUCACGAUCGCACAAGAAAUUUUGUCUGCGGAGCCUGCAGUGGAUCGUUUGCCGCAUUUACGAUAAUGCCGUUGGACGUGAUCAAAACUCGUCUGGUAUCGCAGGAUCCAGCUGGAGGCUAUAGAAAUGCUUUCCAUGCGGUCCGCAGUAUCUACCAACACGAAGGCAUUCGAGGUAUGUAUCGAGGAUUAACUCCGGCCAUAAUUCAGAUGGCACCCCUCACCGGUGGACAGUUUAUGUUCUAUAACCUGUUUGGAAAUGCGAUGAAACGGAUCGAGGAGUUGCCACAGGACGCCCUGCUAGCACCGGCGGAAUUGAUCAUAUGCGGUGCACUGUCCGGAUUAUGUACGAAGUUACUAGUUUAUCCACUGGAUCUGGUCAAGCGACGACUGCAAAUCCAAGGCUUUUCGAAGGGCCGACAAACGUACGGGAAGCAUUUUAUUUGUAGGCACAUGUUUCAAUGUAUUUACAGAGUUGUGCAUACAGAAGGCUUCCGAGGGCUUUAUAAAGGGUUGAGCUCUUCGUUACUGAAGGCCAGUAUAACGUCGGCGAUAUUUUUUACUAUUUAUGAUAAGCUGUUAUAUUUGCUGAAUAAUAAAUUUUGA